UUGCUAGUAGUUAGCAAACAACCAAUGGCUUCAGUUCAUAUACGGUUUUGGUGUAUAAUACAAUUUCAUUCAUCUACAAAAAGGUGUUAAUAUUUAGUUUUGUAUAAUUACCAGCUUAAAGCAAUCGUUUCCUUUACAUAUCAGCGGAGUUUAAUGCUUCUCAGUCACAAUAACAGGAAACCAUAUUGGGGCGGAACUUUCAGUGCCUUCCUUGUUUCCAGAAGUAAAUUUGGUGUUGCCCGGAAAUUGACACGUUCCGUCCACUGUUCCUUGCAGUGGGUUUUGAAUGUUAUGUUGUGUUGUAUUGAUUAAUUGAUGUUUUGGGAUUGUUUGGUUGAUUUUUAAUCAUCAAUGGAUUCUAAGAUUACUAAAAACAAAGGUUCUACCCCUCCGAGACGAUCGACAAGGUCUCGGGAAAAAGUGGCAGGAAAAGCACUGAGCUUUGAACCAACCCCCCGGGGGCCUCUUAAACGGACCAGAAAGAAAACAGAAGACCAGUCUUCAGCGGCAGUUGUCAAUGGUGCCACAGAUGUGGAAAAUGGCUUGGAAGACGAAGGCAUCAGAGUCAUCUUUAAAACUACAGGUGAAGUGAAUAAUCGACUGGGCACUGCAGGAGCAGAUGGUGACAGGAACUAUGACAGUAACACUGAGAUGGAUGUCCAGGAAUCAACUGAAGAAUUGGAGAAAAACGAGGACCAGGAAAUGGAAACUAUAAAGGAGUCUUCAAAAGACAGUAAACUACCGAAAACAUACAAAGACUCCCUUGGUGCUACGAGGUUAUCUCCUCGUGUAGUGCUUGGUGAACGCUGUCAAGUGAUUCAUUCUUCCAAUAAAGAUCAAGACUAUUUGAAGCCCAAGAAAGCAGUAAAAGCAAAUGAGUCUAUCAAUUCUGUUAUACACCUCAAAUCAACGGAGCUCAAACAUGAUGUGAUGAUCAACAGCAUGGCUGAUUAUAAAAGGACAAUGGAGGCCAAAAUUAAGAGCACAGAUAAACCCAGAGUUAACCAUUUUGGCCAAAGCGUGUUUCCAGCUUCUCAGAAAACUUAUGCAACACAACGAUGUGUGAAUAACAUUCCAAUAAAAAAAGAAACCGUUCAUGCCAGAAAAACAGGCACAGAGAAAACUACUACUAACAACACAAGAUCUGUAAAUUCCUGUAGAGGAUUUAUGUGGUAUUUAUGGCGUUUGGUUUUCCUGGUGCUGCUCUGCUCGGCAGCCUUGCUGGCAUACAGGAUCAUUCCUGUAUUCCAAAGGACAGCAGGUAGUGGAGGGCAUCCAUCCAGGGAAGUGAAACUAGAAAUGUUUGCUGAACAGCUAUCACUUCUUAAGACUCAGUUCCCCCAUCAGCAGUCUGAGUCGUGGAGGAGGAUUAAGAUCCACCUGGAGAAGCACCUUAAAACAGAACAACCCACAGAGCCGGUCAGUUUGAUCUUCACCGCAGGCCUCAGGGCUGAGAGGACACUGCACUGCCUGGCUCAAAGUCUGGCUUCCACUUUCUCAUUUGUCCUCAAUGCCUCUGUCCUCCAUAUUGAUGGAGCAAGUAAAGCCGGUGAGGAUAGCGAUAAGGUGAAGCUGGACAUUGACAACCAGCUGCAAGCAGCUUUUGAGGGAGAUAAACCGGUGGCGGUCAUUCAUCGAUUUGAAGAGUUACCUCCUGGUUCCACUCUAAUUUUUUAUCGCUACUGUGAUCACGAGAACGCCGCAUAUAAGAAGGUGUUCUUGUUGUUUACUUUGCUGCUUCCUCAAGAUGAGAUCAGCAGUCAGCUCAGUCUGAAGGAGGUGGAGGAGAUGGCGCAAGAGCAUGCCAUAAAAAAGCUGGUGGGCUCUGAGAGCCAAGCAGCCUUUAAUAAGAUGGAUUUUGACAAGUUUGGGGGACUGUGGAGUCGCAUCUCCCAUCUGAUUCUGCCUGUAGCGUCAGAGGUGGAGGUAGAGCAAGGUGGAUGUCCAUAUAACAAACCAACAUCCCAGAAGGAAACUGUGUUGGACCAAGCAGAUUCUUAGUACUGUGCAAGAAGCUACAUAACUGUGGUAACAAGGAAACAUUUGUGUACUGUGAUAUUUCACACACAGACUGGAUUUAAAACGUUUAAAUGAUCCCUGUCAGAGAUGAGAACCUCUCCAAUUGGGAGAAAUGUAUAUAAUUCAGUUUAAAGGCAAAGAAAAUCGUUUUUAUAUACAUGUAAAUGCCCUAUUUGCAUAAAGGUGUAAAGAGAAUGGUACAUUAUCCUAUGAGCUUCAGUUUAUGUUAACAUUAAGAGGUUUUCUCAGGCAGAUGUUACAAACUAUGAGUUCUUGUGUUGUAUCCACAGGACUCUGUCCACCCUCUGUUUUGAAGUAUUUUUUCAUUCCUUUUAAGCAGCAUGGAUCCCACUGGGUCUUUCUUCAAAACUUCUGUUUUCUUCCAUUUUCUAUAGAUGUUUUUGUUUUAGGCAGAAAUUCAUAUUUCUUAUUUUGUAUCAAAUCCUGACAAUAACUGAUGAGCCUACAUAGAUGUCUCUCCAUUGAACGCUGAUGUAUGAUUAGUUUUGCACUGAAAAAGGAAAAUUUUUCUUUUUCCUUUAAAUAUCCAUUUUAUCCAGAUUACAGGCUUUAUUGAGAAAAUAUUUUAAAGUCUUUAUUUUCUUUCCUCUUUUCUAAGGAUGUAUAUUUGUGAUGUGUUUCUUAGAUUGAAAUAUUUUGUGAUAGUUGUAUAUAUUGGAUAUAUUAAAAGUCUUUGCACUUGCCAAGAAAGUACUAAAUUAUGCUGAAUAUGUCAAUUUUAAAAGCUGAAGGUUUGUGUGAAAUCAUUUAAAUUUGUCUGAAUAUUUUGACUGAAUAUGUCUAAAACAAAAAUGUGCCUUAAACUCAGAUAAGACGGCAUCAGAUAACUUACAAAACAUUCAUGAUGCCGUAUCUUAACAUCAAAACUCAAACAAGGUUUCUCCCUUAUUACAGAUGAUUAGCACAUAAAUAAUGUUUAUUACUGUUUUGUUUUCCAAUUAUCACUCGUUCUCAUUAUUUCAUUAAGAUUUUGUGUGUGUGUGUUUUGCUUGUAUAAAAACCUGAGUAUUUUCAAUAAAUAUUAUUUUGAUAUCCA
Messenger RNA from Melanotaenia boesemani (Boeseman's rainbowfish), 3076 nucleotides. RefSeq names its product torsin-1A-interacting protein 1-like. The record is from RefSeq and is a predicted model, not a curated record. Lineage: Eukaryota; Metazoa; Chordata; Actinopteri; Atheriniformes; Melanotaeniidae. The transcript has 8 exons. Bases 352 to 2001 code for a protein of 549 amino acids. Gene Ontology annotation, molecular function: ATPase activator activity. Gene Ontology annotation, cellular component: membrane. Gene Ontology annotation, biological process: membrane organization.